Molecule: messenger RNA, 2272 nt
Organism: Stegostoma tigrinum
Lineage: Eukaryota; Metazoa; Chordata; Chondrichthyes; Orectolobiformes; Stegostomatidae
Gene: bri3
Product: brain protein I3
Exons: 3
Coding region: 270-674 (134 amino acids)
Source: RefSeq, a predicted model, not a curated record
GUGACACGUAUCUUGUGAUUUUUUGUAUCGAGUUUGGGGGGGAAUCCCCGGAGUGCGCAUGUCGAACUUAGUGCUACAAUUCCUGAGAGAUAGGGCGGCGAUUUCCCCCGGUGGCGGUAAAGGUUACUUUUACCCACUGUCCAGCUCCUGGGAAACCCUCCUGCAUAGAGAGAGUUUCCGUUCUAUCCCGGUGGCCUAAAUCCUCGCUCCAGGGCUGAGCGGCGCCGCUGCUGUUGCUUCCUCUCGGCUCCCGCUCUCCUUCCCCACCCAUGGAUAACAAGCCCCUCUUGCAGGAGAGGCCACCCGCGUACGCUGCAGUGCCGGAGGGGGGCUACGACUACGGCCAGACCUACGGGACCAUCCCACCGCCUGGAUACCAGCCCCCCCCAUACUCUUACCCGGCCUCAGGCUAUGUACCUCCAGCUCCUGCAGGUAUCCAGCCCCCUGUGUGUCCAGGAUCGAACUACUCAAACACUUACACCAUUAUCCAGCAGCCAGCUGCAGCUUCAGUUGUAGUGGUCGGUGGCUGUCCAGCUUGCAGAGUUGGUGUUCUGGAAGAUGACUUCACUUGCUUAGGUGUGCUGUGUGCAAUAUUAUUCUUUCCAAUUGGGAUCCUAUUUUGUUUGGCACUGCGACAGCGGAGAUGCCCAAACUGUGGAGCUAGCUUCGGCUAACUGGAUCAAAAUGACCAGCCUACCUGUGGCCAAAUUUAAAUAAUUUUUUUUACUGUAAAUUCUCUGCCAUUGUGUAUAAACUACAGAUGACUUGCCUUCAUUCUGUGAUUUAGAUUGAUAGAAUUUGAAAUGUGAUCCUUAAAAAGCAUGACAAUUGAAUGCCUGUAAGUGACUAUAAUUUCUCCAUUAUGAAUAGUUAAAAUGUACAGGCAAAAAUUGAUUAUUCAUUUUACUGUUUCCUUAAACUGCACUUGAAAAUGCUACAAUUAAAUCUGCAUCCUUGUAUUACUAUUUUUAACUAGCUACUUUUCUAAAGACUUGGUGUCUGAUUGCUAAGCAGAAGUGUCUAUAAUGGUUCAGGAAUGCCUUUGGCAACUUGGAUAAGACCUGAUAGUUGAAGUGUCAUUUGUUUGCACACUUCUAUCAACGUGCAGUGUCUGGCAUGAAUGCAAGCUCUUCAGUCCAUUUUGGAAGAACAACUAUCAUUAGUCCCAAUACCUGCCCUGGUCUUGCUCAAUUUCCUUCAGUUUUUGAGGAUAUAUACAUUUCUCUUUUUGAAAUUUUACAGUUGACUGUAUUGACUGACUGAAAUGUGGAAGAACAUUCUGGAGCUAUACUCACUGUUAAAUUCUCAGCAGUCUUACCUAGUUUUGCCACUUAAAGUCCUUGUUUUACAGACCCUCAUGCCGUAGGCAACAGUUUCUUCUUGAGGCUUUAAUCAAGUGUUUUUAAAAUCACAAAUGUGAUGUUGAGAUUUAAUCCCAGUGAGCCUGUACACCUUUCCAAACCUACAGUCUUUCUAUCAUCCAAAUGGGACAAUCUAAUAAAUAAAUUGAAUAUAUUUUAUUUUGCAGGCUAUUGUAUGCCAGACUUAGAGGUGGGAAACGGUUUUCCUGGUUAACUCUACAUUAUCAGUACUACUUCACCACAUGAUGUCCCUGCAAUCACUUGGUGCUCUAUUCUUUUGCCUCCAGGUGUUUUUUGUAACCUAAGCAGUGUUUUUCAGAACUUGCUAUGCUGCUCAGUGUCUUGAAUGAAUUAAGAUUUUUCCUUGGCUUAUUUUGUAUGCAAGAAAUUGAUUUUUUGCUUUUGUACAGAUUAUGUUGGGUCAUCUGGGAUUUGGUCUGUACUUUGUACUUAUGCACAAGUAUGAUGGCCUUUAAGCAAAAGGAUCUUGGAGUAGAAAUCUAACCCAAGGGUAUUUUGUAUUUGUCCCUCUUCAUGCCUGAAUCUGUACAACUUGUCUCUGGUUCAUAUCCACAAGACUUUCAAAACCACCUGUUAACAUCAAAAUGGAAUCAAACAAAUUGCAAAUAACUUUCAUGGCUGUGGAAAGAUGAGUUUUUUUUAGAAUUCCUAUGUUUUAUCAGACACUUAGGCCUGAGGAAAAUAUUUUUGUAGAUGUUUCCUCCCCCGACCUUCUAGCCAGUUUCUUAACAUGUAAUGUAGCCUGUUUUUAAUUGGGUUUGUGAAUUUAAAAGCAGGAGUGUUCCUCGCUUAUUUCAAUUUUCCAAAUGGCCUUUGUAGACUGGAUCUGUACUACCUUUGUGAAGGUUUGAUACUUUUUUGUUUUUAUAAAAAAAAAACCUGAGCUCCUA